Messenger RNA from Funneliformis geosporum, 970 nucleotides. Lineage: Eukaryota; Fungi; Glomeromycota; Glomeromycetes; Glomerales; Glomeraceae. The record is from the annotation of a GenBank genome assembly.
UUGUAGGGAACGAUGAGGGAUUAACCUCAAACCUCAAUGAUGCUCUAUCCAGUUGCGAAAAAAUUCCAUUCAUGGCUAUUGAGAAUGAAGGAUCGACUGAAAGGAUAAAUGGAACAUACCGCUAUGUAUUACGUCUUUAUAGUCACCUUAUUAAUGGCCAAAAGGCACUGGUAACUCUUAUAGACAUUCAAAUUUUCUUUGACAUUCUCGUACCAGAUGGAGAGACUCCAGAUAAAUGUGAAGAAAAGAGAAAGAAAGCCAUCCAAGCUAUCCAAGAAAAUAAUUUUGAAACUGCUUCAGAUGAUUUAUACUCAUUCCACCGAAAGGUAGCUCGAGAAAAUAGAAUCCAACUCUCUGGAUGGUUUACAAUAAACAAAUAUAUACGUAAGAAAGCUCUCUUACGAGAUCGCACUCUUAUCCUUACAUGGGAUAUAGAAAUAUAUGCCUCACAAAUGGGAGAAUUUGCAGAAGUUCUUGAACAGAAAAACAAGGUCUUUAUGAUUGGUAUGACAUUAUAUUGGAAAGAUGAUCCAAAACCAUUAAAACAAAUCUGUCUUAUUGACGUUGAAAAUGCAUCAGACCCACGAUGGGUUACAAUCAUAUGUGGAAAUCAAGUAAAUUUGCUAAAAGCUUUCACUCUCUGCUGGCGAGCAUUUGCCUCUGACAUUCAACGAAUAAUAGGAAAGUUCGAAACAAAGGAAAAAAUCCUAAAGUGGAAAUAUCAUGGAAAGAUAGGAGCAAAAUCUGAAAAUAAUUUCAUGAUGAAAGGAAAGAAAAAGGAUACAGACGAAGAGAGGACCAUAUGGGGAUCAGGUGAGAAGAUCGAGGAAAAGAAAGAUUAUAUGGGAGCAAUUAAGAUCAAAAUUACUGCAGAAGAGGAUUUCUUUUUCAUCGAAAAGGAAGGGUCACUUAAAUUCUUCUUAAAAAAGUGUGGCCUCGACACUAAAGCUGACAUGCCAUAUGAUGAAAU